Messenger RNA from Bacillus rossius redtenbacheri, 5411 nucleotides. Its product is annotated as angiopoietin-4-like. The transcript is spliced from 12 exons. Lineage: Eukaryota; Metazoa; Arthropoda; Insecta; Phasmatodea; Bacillidae. Bases 108 to 2063 code for a protein of 651 amino acids. The record is from RefSeq and is a predicted model, not a curated record.
ACUAACGAGAUGGCUUUACAACGUUUCUGAUCCCCGAAAGUGAUGGAGCGGUAGUGCAAAUUGUAAGAGGGAAAGAUUGUUGCUGGUUCGAAAAAGAAAUUUUGAAAAUGGAUGGAAUCCAGGGACUGGUGGCGGGCGCGCUGCUGCUCGCGAGUGUCGGCAGCAGCCUGCAGGUGCCGCCCAGCUCGUCCGAGAAGAUCUGGGAGGAGCUGACCAACGUCAAGAUCAUGAUGUCCACCAUAUCGGAGGAGCUGCAGAAGUUCAACACGCUGUACCUGAACAAGCUGGAGUACCGCAUGGUGUCCACGGCCACGGUGCUCGCGAGCCUCGACAGCAACGUGCGCAACCUGCAGGAGCGCGCGCACGUGUGGGACACCUUCCAGCUGCACGUGGCCGCCUGGAACGACCAGAUCAGCUCCCUCGACAGCAAGAUCGACAUCCUCAGCAGGGGGCAGGAGAAGAUGGCGGCGCUGGAGGGCAAGGUGGGCUCGCUGGCCGGCCUCGAGUACAAGGUGGAGCGCGCGGCGGAGCGCCUGGGCGAGGCGGCGGACCGCCUGGCGGCCGUGGGGCGAGGCCUGGAGGACCGCGGCGCGGCGCCCCUGCUGGGCGAGUUCGCGGGUCGCGGCGCGCUCAGCACGCUGCGGCUGCUCGAGAGGAAGGUGGACCGCCUGCUGGCGGCGCCCAGGGCCGCGGGCGCCGAGGGAGACCACGACCAGCAGGGCCGGCUCGUGAUCCGCUGCAACACGCCCGUGCUCGUGGAGGACCUGCUGAAGGACGUGUCGGCCAAGGUGGACGUGAUCUUCGACCAGACGGUGAAGGAGGAGGGCGACCCGGAGCUGCAGCGCACCAGCAGCGCGGAGCUGGCCGAGGAGCUGAGCCUGCCGCCCGGCUCGGCGCUGCUCGACAAGCUGUGGAAGCGGCUGACCAACCCGUGCAAGAAGUCGACGCGCGCGCUGGAGGCGGCGCGGCAGGCGCUGGACGCGCUCGGCAACUGGACGGCGGCGGCGCUGGACGAGCAGGCGGGCGCGCUGGAGCGGGUGUCGGGCAGCUGCCUGGCGUCGGGCCGCCGCCUGGGCGACACCGAGCUGCUGCUCAAGAGGACCGAGGCGGCGCUGCAGGACCUGGUGCGCCGCGACGACCGGCGCCUGCAGGAGAUGUCCGGCCUGCUGGAGCAGCAGAAGGAGCUGCUGAGGUCCGCGCAGUGUCCGCGCGUCGCGACGCCCCGGCCGCGCCUGGACGAGGGCAGCGGCGACUACGAGUUCCUGCCCGGCCGCGAGGACGCCGAGGACGGCGACGUGGCGGAGGUGGCGGGCGGGGAGGCGGCGCGCGCCGCGAGCUGCGAGGAGCUGUCGGCGGCGGCGCCCGCCCCCGCGGCGGGGGUGUUCGCUCUCGGCGGCGCGCGCGAGCUCAACGAGAGGGCGCGCGACUUCAACACCAGAUACUGCGAGACGAGCGCCGCCGGCGGCGGCUGGACGGUGAUCCUGAGGAGAGGCCAGUUCGCCGGGCCGCGGCAGAACUUCACGCUGCCGUGGGACGACUACCGCGCGGGCUUCGGCGACCUGGACCGCGAGUUCUGGUUCGGCAACGACUUCAUACACAGGUUGACGGCGGCCCAGAGCUCCGUGCUGCGGGUCGAGCUGGAGGCCUUCGACGGGAGGAGCGCCUGGGCGGAGUACUCCUACUUCAGGGUGGACAACGAGGAGCGCGGCUACCGGCUGACUGUCGGGGGCUACGCGGGCAACGCCACGGACUCCCUGGCCGAGCAUAACAGCAAGCCCUUCAGCACGGUGGACAGGAAGAACGACGAGGCACCGCCUUGCUGCCCUUGCGCCCCGGCCUUCGGCGGCGGCUGGUGGUUCUCCGGGUGCUUCGAGGCGAACCUGAACGGCGUGUACUACUCGCCGGAGGAGGAGGUGCGCAGGGACCAGUUCCGCGGCAUCAUCUGGGAGCGCUGGCUGGGCGACGAGUCCCUGCGCGCCGCGCGCAUGAUGGUGCGGGCCCGCGGCUACAGCCCGCGCGGCGAGGACGAGGUGCGGCCCCUCGACGUGCCCGAGGACCCCUAGCCCCGUGUCGGCCCCGAGUCCCGCCGAUCUAACACCUCAGCCCUCGUUGGCGGGAGUCAUCUCGCGAAUGUGCAACAUCACGCAGGCACAGGGAAACAUCUUUAUAGUAUUAACUGUUUAAUGAGUUUUAACAAGUUAGGCAGCAUUUUUAAUAACAUUCCUGGUAGAAAAUCAGGUCUUAAGCCGAGAUAUUAUCUUUGAAAGAUUUGUGCAAUGGGAGUGCAUAACUUGAUGUAAGUUUCAACCGUUGUGCUGAAUUUUUUUGGGUUCAAUAUGUCUGUGUCGUCAUCAUUUGUGGGGUUUUUUCGUUCUAUUAGUACAUUUUCUUUGUUUUUCUUUGUUUGUUGACCUUAUUCCUGUUACGGAAUAUUUUUUGGUGUUUAUAUCCUUGUUGACAACAGCCAUUUGUUUUGCUUAAUUUUGUGUUUUUUUGUCUUUUUGGGGUAUUUUUAUUUUUUUAAUUUUUUUAUUUUUUAGUUUUUAUUCAGCAGAAAAAGUUCUUAGCAAUGGUGUAUGUCCAAAAACUUACAUCAAGUCUAAAGCCGAGGUUUUGUGUUUUUCCAACUUUUUUUAUUUUUAGUUUUUAUUGGAGCCGUUUGAUACGUAUUUUAAAAUUUUGGCCUGCUAAUCAAAUGAUUCAGUAGUUGAAGUAUAGCUGCUCCGGCAGCGAAUUCUAUCGGCGCGUGCGGAAACUACGUGUGAUUUUUUUUGUCAAAAAAUGCAGUUGAAAAAAAAAAAAACAAUUUGUGUAUAUUUUUUCACGCUCAGCACUAUUUUAAAGAAUUCUACGUUAAAUUAGGUGUUAAGAGUUCGGUAUUAUAAGUGUAAUUGCAACACGAGAACACGUGAAUAUGCUCGUUACCGAGUUCAGAUGUUACACAUCACUGGCGAGUACUGAAAGACUCGCUCGCAUUAUUUUUUAAAACAUAUGUUACUUAGGAAUGUUACAUAAACAAAAUUCUCCCAAAUUUAUUUGAUAUAAUUUUUUUUUUCGGGAGGCUAGAUUUUCGCAAAACUAAAAUGAACGGUAACUGAUUUUAACUUAGGGUUUCUUGUUUAGUUUAGUGCUGUUACCUGAAUUAUAUGUAAAAAUCGUUCAAUAAUACGUCAAAUAAUAGUCAAGAGUAUUAAAAUAAUUUAAAAAAAUUCGUUCUGGAUUUUUACCAUCACGGGAGAGUAGGGUUCCACACGUCUAGGUAAUCGUAAAGGCUGGGCUACAGUCGCAAUAGCGCGCGCACAGCACAGACGGACGAAAGUCGAAUGCACACAAACAGAUAGCAGCUGUCACAUUGUAAAUAAACAUACGCACAGCACAACAGUACGCGCAUGGUGCUCGCAAAGUUGUCAAACUUUUGACUUUUCUCGGGGCUGUGCGCCGAUUGGUGUACACUACGUCAGCAGCAUCGACUAACUGACGGUUAUUUUGAUAUGUGCAUUUCAAAUAUAAAGAGUGAAAUUAAGUCUAAUAUGUAUUUAUUUACGAGAACUUCUUUGUUCUUCAUUAUUCCUAAACGUUAGGAACAAAACGAGAAAUUAAAUAGUUGCAUUGAUGUAAACAAGUGCUUCUGUAAACUAUAGUUGACAAAUCAUUUGAAAAUAAAAUUUUCGACAUAAGUAAACGAUGUAAAAAUCUGUUUGAUGUGUGGUGUGUGAAUGUAACUUCGAUUUAUAUGGUGUGCUAUUUACCUAUCAUGCUGUUUGCAUGCUAUGCGAAUGUAGCCUAAGCUUAACUACAAUGAAUUGUUGAGGUUAGAUCAGCAACAUUAAAAAUACUAUAGAAUGGUAAAAAUUUAUUGAAUCUCGCAAAACUAUGUUUUUUUAUUGUGACUGCAAAGUUGCACGAGAAACGGCAAACUUCGGAUGUGUGCGCGACUGAUUGGGGCUCAAUGAAUCGCAGGCUUCCCGCAGUACAACACGGUACUGUGGAGUACUAAAAGUAAUGUGUACCUCAUUGAAACAAACAAGUAAAAUAUAGUGAAGAAUCAAACUUAAUUAAAAACAUUGAUACACAGCAUAAGUGUUUGUGUGUUCACAGUAAUAUUGGAAAAUGUAUAAUUUUUAUUAUCGUGGUGUUAGAAAAAUAAUUUUGGCUACUGGUUACAGAAGUAUUAUUUUGUAAACCAUGCUGCUACAAUCUAUUUCUUUGGAAAAUAGUUGCCAAUUAUGAUUUUGUCAAACAUUCCUAGAAUAGCAGUGUAAAUUUUACACCGCACUGCUGUCGGACAAGUAAGAAUAUAACUGAUGCUUUGUAAAACAAAACAAAAAAAGCCUAUGUUUACUGUAUUUACACAAUAUUUAAUGAACUUUGAUACAUUACCUUAAUUCUGAAUGUUACAAAAAUAUGACGCUGUAAAAUAAACAACAUUUUCCUCUGAUGUGUUACAAAAACGAUAUUGGCAGCUUGUUUCCAAAUAAUUGUUUUGUAAAACGUAUAAAACAUUUUGCCUUUUUUUUUUUGUACACCAUCUUUGUAAAUGAACUUUUUAAAAAAAAUCAUUUCAUGCAGUAACCCCCUGACCCUUCCAGAAUUGUUAGUCUGAGCAACGAGCGGAGAGCAGGUUGUAUAAAUAAAAAAUGACUGGCUGCCGCGCGGAAUCGAACGCACGCAAUGCAUGUCGCCAAGAGUACUAGCUUUGAGGAACUGCUUGGAAAACAGUAGCAUCUUUUAUUCCGGAUCAUCAGUACGCGUUAUCAUUGAUUGAAGUAAAAAUAAGCAAAAUAGUCGAGAAAUUUACUUCUUGAAUCACUUGGAGGCAGCACGCGAGAUGUGGUACUGAGCUAGGAAAGGGUUUCAUUAGUGUCUGUUUCACCACGAACUAACCGAAGCUGCAGAGUGCAUUCCUGCUUCACGGAGAAAGGUAUCCUACUCGCCAUCGCAGUUUCUGUACUUGUGCCUUAGUGAAGUUAGCGUUGGGGCACAGCUGUGGGCACGGGCUAGUUCAUUAUUGGUCACAGCUAAUUAUGCGCCGAGAAACAGAGAACGUGGCAAACCAAGACCUAAUUGUCAGUGGGGUUCAAAUCGAAGCAAAACCAACCAUUGUGGAACCAGUCCUUAAUUUUACAACUUUUUUGAUCGCCGCAGCCUGGCCACAGAAAACCACCUGAACAGUUCCAUUUGAAUUUGAAGCCGAUAAGGUACUCAACGUUUUCACUUUGAAUAUUGUAUAAACACUAUUUCACUACCCCUCGAGGGUAAAGUGACUGGCACUGUCACAAAAUCUUUUAUGAAUGGUUAGAUUCCUUAGAAGAAUCAUAAGCCAAAAUGGGCGUCAAUUGAUGUAUAAUUUAAACUGUUGAAAAUAUGAUUACGAGAUGUAAAUAUAUGAAAUAAAAUUAAUAACAAUUAAA